GGGGACGUCAGUCAUGGAGUCUCUCUGGAGGCUGAAACGGUUUGAUGCGUUCCCCAAAACCUUGGAGGAUUUUCGGAUCAAGACCUGCGGCGGCGCACUUGUGACAGUAAUCAGUGGACUCAUCAUGUUAUUACUGUUCUUCUCAGAACUCCAGUACUAUCUCACAAAGGAGGUUCACCCAGAAUUAUAUGUUGACAAAUCAAGGGGAGACAAGCUCCGGAUAAACAUAGAUGUUGCCUUUCCCCAUAUGCCAUGUGCUUAUCUGAGCAUUGAUGCAAUGGACGUUGCUGGAGAGCAGCAGCUAGAUGUUGAGCACAAUCUCUUCAAACAGCGCUUGGAUAAAGAUGGCAAGCAUGUGACUCCAGAAGCAGAAAGACAUGAGCUAGGAAAAGAAGAGGAAAUAGUAUUUGAUCCCAACUCCUUAGAUCCUGAUCGUUGUGAAAGCUGUUAUGGAGCCGAGUCUGAGGACAUCAAAUGCUGUAAUACUUGUGAUGAUGUCAGAGAAGCAUAUAGGCGGCGGGGCUGGGCCUUCAAGAAUCCAGACACUAUAGAACAAUGCAAGAGAGAAGGCUUCAGCCAGAAAAUGCAGGAGCAGAAAAAUGAGGGCUGCAAAGUGUAUGGGUUUCUAGAGGUCAACAAAGUAGCUGGCAAUUUUCAUUUUGCGCCAGGAAAAAGCUUUCAGCAGUCUCAUGUUCAUGUGCACGCUGUUGAGAUUCAUGAUCUGCAGAGCUUUGGACUUGAUAAUAUAAACAUGACACAUUUUAUCAAGCAUCUUUCCUUUGGGAGGGAUUAUCCUGGCAUUGUGAACCCUCUUGAUGGGACAGUUGUCGCAGCAGAGCAAGGUUCCAUGAUGUUUCAGUAUUUUGUAAAAGUGGUUCCAACAGUGUACAUGAAGGUUGAUGGUGAGGUGGUGAGGACAAACCAGUUUUCAGUAACACGGCAUGAAAAAAUAGCAAAUGGCCUGAUUGGAGACCAAGGUCUACCUGGUGUGUUUGUGCUCUAUGAGCUUUCUCCCAUGAUGGUGAAACUAACUGAGAAACACAGGUCCUUUACACAUUUUCUCACAGGAGUCUGUGCUAUUAUUGGAGGAAUAUUUACAGUUGCAGGACUCAUUGAUUCCUUGAUCUAUCAUUCAGCUCAGGCAAUUCAGAAGAAAAUAGAGCUUGGGAAGAUGACAUAGAUUGGUUGGAAAAACUUGAAGGAACGAAAAAGAAUCCCCUAAGACAAUGGCUCAUUUGAAUGUAUUGAGAGCAGUUGCCUGGACAAGUGAAGACCCUCUGACAGCAGUUCCAGGCUUGGCUGCAUUCCAUGUGUGGGCAUUAAUUCAUGUUUGGGAGAAGUAAAACAAGGGAUUCAUUAAACAUCCUUCCUGUGCAACAGUUAAAUCAGUGCUAUAACUUAGAUUCUAGUACUUGUCUGAUUUUUUGGGUGUCUCAACAUGGAUUCUGAGACAUGGAGCAGUUGAACAGAACUCAUUUUAAAAUGUGAACAAAUGUUUUCUUGUUUUACUUGUACCCAGUGCUACCCCUAGGUUGUACGUAUGGAACAAAUUCUCAGGAACGUUUUAAUAAAACUCAAAUAUUUGAUAUAUUUCUACAUUCCCAUCUUCCCACUUCAGAUCUAAUAGAAUUGUGCUAAGUGUGCUACCCUCAGCAGGCUUUUCCUUUCCUUUUCCUUUUCUUCUAUUGUAACUUGAACACUAAGUAUGCUUUGCAGCCUCUGCCCCUGAGUUUCAAGUAUGGAGUUUGCUAUUUUUGAAUGCUGCUGCUUCUAGCAAAGCUACACUGGCUUUUGUUAUACAUUACCCUAUUGAAUUACAUUGUGAAAAGACUUCCUGUUUAACCAGUGAACAUCAUAGAUGAUCACGCAUACUGCCACUUUGUAUAUAUUUUCCAUCAAGGUUGUCUAUCCCUCCCUGGUCAAAUGAUUGUUCUCCUUAAUGCUUCACAUUUAAUGAUAAACUUGACCAGACUGAAAGAACCAUCCUAAAAAAAUUUUUUUAGAAAAAUUGGUGAAUGGCAGCCAUGGUGAGCUACUUUUCAGAUCAGGAGUGGCAGUGAAUUCCUCCCACUCCCAAUUUCUCAACCUCAAAACUCCCUAGAGUUGCCCUGCUGGGAGAGAUAUUGAAGCACUCUGUAAUUGCUCGUAUGUUCCCCUAGCUGAGCAAGUAGCAGCUUCAGAGGGGCAUUUAAAGUUGGGUGAAUGGAAUGGGGAGGAAUAUUAAACCUCUAUCCUGGUUCCUGUUUGAAUAAGCUGCUGUUCGUUACUAAACACACCAUUCACUAUCCCAAAGCGUCUUGUCACCUAAAGCUUGAUAGCGCCAGUACCCAUUUCCAGACUCUUCCUGUCUUUUUGUUCCUUGAGCAGCUUUAUCCCAGCCUUCUAGCCCCUCUGCCUUCCUGAAGCAUUCUUGUUUGGCUGCUCAUUGCUGAGGAUAUUGGUUAUGAGGCUACAAUGCAGCAGUGCAUGCUGUCACACAGCUGCUGGAACAUCAACACCACCACUAGGCACAAAGAUCUUUUCGUCCAGCAGUGCUGAAUGUGAACAUGAAACAACACUGAGGAGAACAUAUUUGAAAACCAGAGUGUUUAAGCAAAAAUGGAACAGUUGAGAGGUUUAUUGUGCCAAAUCAGCUGAAACCUGCCAGCUUAUGUCACAUAUGAACCUGAAAAUUGCUAUUUAUGUAUACUCUUAGACAAGAAAUUUAAUCCCAGUGUACAUGAUGCACAAUGCUCUGAUUCCAUGCCACAGACUGAAGACUUUUCAUUAAUUUAAAUGCUUCCUGUGCCAUUGCUGAACCUCCAUGAAGGACUAGGGAAAAGAUGGUACCCAUGUGAUUUGUGAUGAUUAAUAUUACUUUUCUCUGAUGAGAGAGCCAAUUGUGGGGACGAGUUUCAUAGCAGUAGUUAGACUAUUAAGAUACCUGGGUCUCUGGCACAACACAUUCCAGAGGCAAGUGGGGUAAUGCUGUCCAUUUUAAGUAACACAAAUGAUUUGUCCUGUUAUAAACUAUCUUAGGCUUUUAGAAGUAAGUGUCUUGCUUGAAAUUGUGAUUCUUUUUUUUUCAAACAAUAUUUCUAAUGGGAAAAAGCUAUUUUAUUUGAGUUCGGUUUUAAUGUUCUCAUCAACAAGAAAUGAAUUACUGUUAUGGCAACUGAGAUAGCUCUCCAGAAUUACUUGACAUUUGCACGUGUCCUUUACUACACUGUUCCGUGUAUAGAACUUUUGAAAAGAGAGGCAAAUAAAUUCUUGCUGAAAGGCAAUUGUAAUUUA
Molecule: messenger RNA, 3273 nt
Organism: Eublepharis macularius
Lineage: Eukaryota; Metazoa; Chordata; Lepidosauria; Squamata; Eublepharidae
Gene: ERGIC3
Product: ERGIC and golgi 3
Exons: 14
Coding region: 14-1180 (388 amino acids)
Biological process (GO): retrograde vesicle-mediated transport, Golgi to endoplasmic reticulum; endoplasmic reticulum to Golgi vesicle-mediated transport
Cellular component (GO): endoplasmic reticulum; endoplasmic reticulum membrane; COPII-coated ER to Golgi transport vesicle
Source: RefSeq, a predicted model, not a curated record